GUUAGUCGAACGACAGCAGCCGCCGCCAUCACAAUGAGUAACCCCCCCAUCAGCGAGUCCAAGCUCAAGGAGUACUACGAUGUGGCCCUCAAAUUGGUGCUAAAGUGUGGACCAUUUAUGCAGGAGGGCUACCAGAAGGCGAAGACCGACUUCAAGGUCAAGUCUGACUUUUACGAUUUGGUCACGGUGUACGACAAGCAGAUUGAAGAUAUUCUCACCGAGGGACUGGUGGCAGCCUUUCCCGAAUCCCUCAUCAUUGGCGAGGAGGAGUCGGCGGCCUCGAAGCGUCAGGCUGAGCUAACGGAUGCGCCCACCUGGAUCAUAGAUCCCAUCGAUGGCACCACGAAUUUUAUACACAGAAUCCCACACUGUUGCAUCUCCGUCGGCCUGGCCAUCAACAAGGAGCUGGUGGUGGGCAUCAUCUACAAUCCACCGGCAAAUGAGCUGUUUUCUGCCUGGAAGGGCCAUGGCGCUUUCCUCAAUGGCGAGCCCAUAAGCACAUCCAAAGUGACGACGAUCAAUCAAGCUGUGAUUGCCUACGAAAUCUCUUUGAUUCAUGCUGCCGCCGUGAGGGACAAGAACGUGAAGCGUCUGUACAAACUGGCUUCAAAUGCCACUGGAACGCGUUGCUUUGGCAGUGCAGCUCUGACUCUCUGCUAUGUGGCCACCGGGCAGUGUGACGCCUACCAUGUGGAGGAUCUGAAACCCUGGGACAUAGCUGCCGGGGCCAUUAUUCUCACAGAAGCCGGGGGCAUAGUUUGCCACACGAAUGGUGGAAAAUUCGAUGUGAUGAAGCCAGAUUGCGUGUGCGCCUCCACGGAGGAGUUGGCCAAGAAUGUGAUUAGCCUUAUCGAGGAGGCAAAUCAGAUUACGGGCUACACGUUCAAGUAAAGUGCCAGCGACAACAAAAAACAGUAUAAUAUCUUUUGUAA
Messenger RNA from Drosophila subobscura, 932 nucleotides. Its product is annotated as inositol monophosphatase 2. Gene Ontology annotation, molecular function: inositol monophosphate 1-phosphatase activity. NCBI's taxonomy places the organism in Eukaryota, Metazoa, Arthropoda, Insecta, Diptera, Drosophilidae. The transcript is spliced from 2 exons. Gene Ontology annotation, biological process: inositol metabolic process; phosphatidylinositol phosphate biosynthetic process; signal transduction. The record is from RefSeq and is a predicted model, not a curated record. Bases 34 to 891 code for a protein of 285 amino acids.